This is a messenger RNA of Schizophyllum commune H4-8, 1106 nucleotides long. Its product is annotated as Fcf2-domain-containing protein. Gene Ontology annotation, molecular function: RNA binding. Lineage: Eukaryota; Fungi; Basidiomycota; Agaricomycetes; Agaricales; Schizophyllaceae. The transcript is spliced from 4 exons. The record is from RefSeq and is a predicted model, not a curated record. Gene Ontology annotation, biological process: RNA processing. Gene Ontology annotation, cellular component: nucleolus. Bases 77 to 994 code for a protein of 305 amino acids.
CGCUGACCUCGUCGACGCGAACGACGCUCUACCUACUCCUCCAACUACGGUCGAGGAUGCGGCGGAAGAUGCUCUCAUGACACAAGGUCCAGAACCUCAGCCAGCAGAGGGCGCACCCUCAGACGAAGAGGACGAAUCCUCGGACGACUCUGAUGAUUCCGACUCUGGUUCUGAGGACUCUGACUCUGCGUCCAGCAGUGCCGCUAGCUCUUCGUCCUCAUCAUGUCCACCCGAAAUGACGCUUGAAGCACUUGAGGGCUUGUGGAGGAAAGCGCGAGACAUCGCCGCCGCUGCAGAGAAGGAAUCAUCAUCGCGGGACGCGAUCGACGAGCAGGAGGAUGUGAUACAGCUGGACACAGAGCCGGGCGCGGAGGAGUUCAAAAAGCAACGCCUCCCCCGCCUCGAGCUCUCCACCGCGGACAAGUCCUACUUCACCUUCGACCGCAUAGGCAAGGGCAAGGUCCCCCUCUCCCUCCGCGACCCCGAGAUAGAGCGCGCCGAGAAGGCUAUGGCCGACUUCGCUGCGCCCGCGCCGCCAGAGGGCCCGCCAGAGUUGACUAAGUCGGGCAAGCCGUUGACGAAGAGGGAGAAGAAGGAGCUCAAGAAGCGCACCGCAGGCCCCGCCUGGUUCGACCUCCCCGCGCCGCCCGAGGCCGACCUGCCGCGGCUGUAUCGCGAGGUCGAGGCGCUCCGGCUGCGGAACCAGCUCGACCCGAAGCGCUUCUACAGGAAGGACGAGGGCGAGGGGAAGGGCAUCAAGGGGCUGCCGAAGCAUUUUGCGAUCGGCACCAUCGUCCCUUCCCCACUCCCCUUCGGCGGCGCAUCGUCAGAAAACCUCACCCGCGCGGAGCGCAAGCGCUCCCUCGUGGACGAGCUUGUCGACGACGCGGAAGCCACACGGUAUGCGAAGCGCAAGUUUGGGGACCUGCAGGGCAAGAGGGGGGCGGCGGGAAGGAAUACGAGGUUUGGGAAGCAGAGGAGGACGAAGUGGUAGGAGAGAGGCGUGGAGGCUAGGAGGAGGGGGGAAGAGCAUGUACAUGUUGUACUACCUGAUGCUGUGUACUGCGAUAUCGAUGCGCGCGGUCAUUCGAACCUACCGUUGUGCA